This is a messenger RNA of Lingula anatina, 1070 nucleotides long. RefSeq names its product sterol-4-alpha-carboxylate 3-dehydrogenase, decarboxylating. Lineage: Eukaryota; Metazoa; Brachiopoda; Lingulata; Lingulida; Lingulidae. Gene Ontology annotation, biological process: steroid biosynthetic process. The record is from RefSeq and is a predicted model, not a curated record. Gene Ontology annotation, molecular function: oxidoreductase activity, acting on the CH-OH group of donors, NAD or NADP as acceptor.
CAUCGUGUGAUCCAGAAAUGGCAACUCGUACGAGAUCGAAGAAGACAUGCACUGUGAUAGGGGGCUGUGGUUUUCUGGGCAGACACAUUGCUGAGCAGCUGCUUCAGAGAGGAUAUGCUGUCAAUGUGUUUGAUAUAAGAACAACAUUUACUGAUGACAGGAUACAGUUCUUUGAGGGAAAUCUCUGUCAAACAGAGUGUUUGCUGCCAGCUCUUGAAGGCGUUUUUGCUGUGUUCCACUGUGCCUCACCCCCAUAUUCUGCUGAUGACAGAGAACUGUUUUACAGGGUCAAUGUAGAUGGUACAAAGAUACUGAUUGCUGCAUGCAAACAGGCUGGAGUAAAGAGGUUGGUUUUGACAAGCAGUGCCAGUGUAGUUUAUGAAGGCAAGGACAUCAAAAAUGGAACUGAAGAGCUGCCUUACGCUGCCAAACCUAUUGACUACUACACAGAAACUAAGAUAUUGCAGGAGAAGACUGUCCUAGGGGCAGACAGUGCAGACCUGCAUACAGUUGCCAUCAGGCCACAUGGUAUAUUUGGACCCAGGGACCCACACAUGUUACCCACUACCAUAGCCACAGCCAGGGCUGGGAAGAUGAAGUUCAUGAUAGGGAAUGGUAAGAACCUGGUGGACUUUACCUAUGUAGAGAAUGUGGUCCAUGGUCACAUCAUUGCAGCAGAGAAGCUGGAGGCAGGGUCUCCAGUCUGUGGCAAGGCUUACAACAUCACCAAUGAUGAUCCCAUCUAUUUCUGGUCCUUCUUGUCCAGACUGUUGACUGGGCUUCAGUACGACACACCAAAGUACAGCAUUCCAUAUACAGUGAUAUUUUUCAUUGCGCUGCUAGUCCAGUUCUUCUGCUUCCUCCUGCGCCCCCUGGUGACCAUCAGACCCACCUUCACGCCCAUGAGAGUGGCACUGGCAGGAACAUUUCACUACUACAGUUGUGAUCGAGCCAAGAGAGACAUGGGGUAUGCACCAGUAGUGCCCUUGGACAAGGGGAUAGAAUUGACGAUAAAGGCGUUUCCUCAUCUUAAAAACUCUAGGACUUAGUGAUUGCAUUUAAUAAAUAUG